CGAUGGAUUGCGAUGUUGGUGAUGCCGCUUCCUGUUUCACUCGAGUCCAUGCGUGAAUGCUGGUCUGCAGCGCCCCGCCGUGUUCAACACAGGUUAUUUGACGUUGAGAUUGACAUCUGCGUUACAGCGUGGACUAUUUUGGUGUCUCCAGGACAAAUUUAAUUGACACUAUUUUCACCAAUAGUGUGGUUAAAAAAAAAAAACUUUCUAAACUCAACCAGAGAGCGACUUAAAAGAUCACAACAACAAAAUGAAAUAUGUCAGGUGGAUUGUUAAAAGAUGUUUAAUUCAAUGACGCAUUUCCGUCAAGCCACUGCUGCUGUUGACCAGGGCUCUGAUGUCAACCUUUAAAUGCUUCACAGUUACAGUGCGUGUUGUGAUGUAAAUGAGUUUGCAAGCUUGUGCUUUGACCAUCAACUAAAGACAAGCGGGCCACUGGUCUGUGUGAGGUCAUGCUGUGAAACAUUAAAAGUAGCUGACCGCCUCAGUCGUGCUUCUCAACCAUCUAAUUAGACCCAACAGGCCGUAGAAGGUCAGGAGAAUGACUCAGCCCACAGCAGCCGUGCAGCCUCUGGAGUUUGGCCCAAAAAGCUGCACAGAGGGAAAGAAGAGAUAUGACAAGACGUUUCUUCUGAGUUUGCAGUUCAUCCCGGCAAGCCUGAAGAAACCUGACGGUCUCCCGCCCAUCAAAGACGUCGUCUUCGACAAGCCCGUGGCGACGCCCCCUCAUCCUCUUAGUAGUCAUGAUUCCACUCAGUGCAGUGGCAACCAGCUCACACCUGGAGCGGCAGAGGGAAGACAAAGACCAACAGAGAAAGCCACCAGCCAGCUGAGUGCUGAAGUGCAGCUGAACACAGUGGAGAACGCCUGGAAGCCGUCCGUGAGGAAACCCACCUGGAACCAGCCGACGAGGGAGACCGAGGAGAGCGAGGCCGACGCUAAAGUCCUGUUGAAACAGUUCCGUGGAAUCCUGAACAAGAUGAUGCCCGAGAAGCUGGACCGACUGAUGAGACAGGUGGCAGGGCUGAAGAUAAACACGGAGGAGAAGCUGAAGGGAGUUGUGGACCUAAUUUUUGAGAAGGCAAUUGCCGAGCCUGCGUACUCGGAGCAGUACGCCAAGAUGAGCCGCAUGCUCUCCGGGCUUAAGGUCCGCUGCCAAAGUAAACCUGGGGAGUUUGUGAAUUUCCGCAAGCUGCUGCUGAAGGAAAGUCUGAGGGAGUUUCAGAGCGACAAGAUGAACAAGUGGAUCUUUGAGAAGAAGAUGGAGGCGCUAAAAGACUCACAAGAAGACGAGAAGCAGCGACUCGCUGAGGAACUGCAGGAGGCCAAAGACAGAGCCAGGCGGCGCUCCCUGGGUCACACCGUGUUCAUGGGCGAGUUGUUUAAGCUGAAGAUGAUCACUGGACACAUCAUGCAUGACUACAUCAUGAAGCUACUGAAGAAUCACGACGAAGAGUCUCUGGAGUGUCUUUGCAAAGUGUUUUUAACCGUCGGCAAGAACCUGGACGACAAGAAGUCCAAGUCUCGUAUCGACCAGUACUGUAACCAGAUGAAGAAGAUCAUUAAGAACAGAAAAACGUCCUUCAGGAUCCGCUUCAAGCUGCAGGAUGUUUUGGAUCUUCGACAGAACAACUGGGUUCCCAGGAAGGCUGACCAGCGCCUCAAGACCUUGGAGCAGAACCAUGCUGAACCUGAGCUGCAGCUGGAGGUGCAGCAGGCCUUAGAGAAAGUCGAGACAAACGCUGAUGCAGGAUCAAAGGUGGCCGAAGAUGGCACGAAAAGGAGUGUAGAGCCUGUGCUGGCAGCAGCAGGUGACCCCUCCUCUCCAGAUGAAGGACAGAACUGUGUGGCCGGCCCUCUUGCUGCUGACGUGACACCACUGAGCCACGAUUCACCGACUUGUGAUGUUCAGGAACAACUGCUGGGUCUGGCUGCAGGAGGACUAGAAUUGAAUGGCUGUUCGUCCCUCCCCGGCUUCUCACUUGUGCCAAAACCGCCAUGCUCCUCGAUCCCGGACCCAGAGAGACUCACCAACGAACGUCAAGUCACUGAGAAUGGAGAGAGCGUUCAGAGAGCCGAGUCAGAAGAACCAGUCUGCAGAGGUGACAGUGGACACGGAGAGAAGCUGGUUACUGCCUCCCCGCCUGCCCACGUCAACCCCAGACUCCACCUGCCGGAGAAAGUGGAGGCGACACUUGAACCUGCCCUGAGGAACGUGCUGAGUGCUGCUGAACUGACCGAGCAGCUGGACGCACUGAUCCGGGACAGGGCCGACAACCAGAGCAUCUCUGACUGGUCUGAGAAAAAUACGUGUGUGGUCCGGCAGGAGCUGCAGACUUCCGACGUGUUCUUGAGAGUCCUGACCAGCUGCAUCUGCAAGUCUGCCAUCGUCUGUGAUAAAGUGUUCACAGUGAACGUGCUGCAGAUCUAUCACAGGGCAGGGCUGCUGCAGAAAUAUCUGCCAGAUGAGCAGAAGCAGCUGCAGGCUCUUUACGCACUGCAGGCUCUGAUGGUGCAGAUGGACCAUCCACCCUAUCUUCUGCGGAUGUUCUUUGUUACGCUGCACGAUCAGGACGUGAUCUCGGACGAGGCCUUCUUCAGGUGGGAGUCCUGCACUGACCCGGAGGAGCAGCUGGGCCGGAACGAGGCCCUGAAGUCGGUCGCGGGGUUCCUGGCCGGGCUCAGAGAGGCAAAGGCCGAGACUGAGCUGGAGUCACUGGACCAGAGCGCCAGCUAGUGCUGAAACACAAAUACUUCAGCAUUGAAUUACUCACUUAUUUAAUUCAUAUUAUCACCAUCAAACUUCAGCAGCCCGAGACAAGGGACUUCAAACCAAAUCCAGACUGACGUGUACAUAAAAGUAUUUAAAUUUAAAUAGUUUAUCAAUUAAAGACAGUUGAAGCAGUAACUGUUUUGGUCUUCUGAUCCAGUGAUUGUGUCACAAGAAUUGAUUUCAGUGAGUUGCAGGCCAAAAAAUACUUUCUAUUAUUGCUAUUAUUAUUGUAUCACGCCGAACUGCCAGCCUAUUUCCAGGCCUUUGAACUCAGAACCCUGGUCAGAACCUGACCCCAGCAAUUUUGACCAUCUUUACCAUUAGUAUGGUGGCUGUUGUAUCAAAAUAAAUGGAAAUAUCAAAAUAUUAAUGAUAAAAUAUAUUGCCUAAAACAAUCCUGAAGCAGCACUUCACACCGCGUUAACUGCUAUAUUGGGCUGUAUAUGAGGUUUAAACACAUUUUAUUCUUCAGUAUAUUUUGGCCUGUCCAGUUCACUGUAAAACUACUCAGUUGAAUUUCCCCACUGUGGGACUAAUAAAGGCCAUCUAAUCUAAGAUCAGAGGUCUGACACGGUUGAGGUAAAUGUGACUUGAUCACGACACCCUUUUGAUGGUAGUCAACCAGUGGGAUCUAAAACACUUAAUGAAUGUAUAAACAGAUUAAUGAAAUGUAUCUUGAUUUUGA
Messenger RNA from Synchiropus splendidus (mandarinfish), 3458 nucleotides. RefSeq names its product eukaryotic translation initiation factor 4 gamma 3-like. The record is from RefSeq and is a predicted model, not a curated record. The coding region runs from base 542 to 2737 and encodes 731 amino acids. Gene Ontology annotation, molecular function: translation initiation factor activity; protein binding; mRNA binding. The transcript is spliced from 15 exons. NCBI's taxonomy places the organism in Eukaryota, Metazoa, Chordata, Actinopteri, Syngnathiformes, Callionymidae. Gene Ontology annotation, cellular component: eukaryotic translation initiation factor 4F complex.